AUGAUUGCUCUGGACACCAGCAAUGAGACCUUGCUCUCGACUGCCAGCCUCUCCCCAGGAUGCGAGGACGAGGAUCCGGACCCGCGCCGGGGAUCAAAUGCGGCGGAGGCCAAGGAGCGGCGCCUGCGCUUCGAGAGCGAUCUCAGGCUGACGCUCUACAAGCACUGGACGUUGGAAGAGUCGAUGAUGCAUAGCGCCUACGUCUACGGCACCUUGGAGCUGCACCGGGACACGGGGCUGAGGACCUUGAAGUCCUUCUUCGCCAAGUGCGGGCUCGUGCCCAGCGACUACACCCAGGUCUUCCGGCACAUGAGUCCGCCUUUGCGGAACUCCUUGCGCCAGAUCUUCACAGAGCACGGGAAGGAGUUCGGGUUUACGGAGACCCGGGUCUUCCUGGAUCAGUUCGUGCAGGACCUGGGCAUCGUGCAGCAGGAGAACUUUCUUCAGCCGCAGUUCAGUUCCUCAGAUGUGGUCCACCUCCUGCAAGCCAUGCUCUGCAGCAGCAGCUUCGCCACAGUGCCGCAGCUCCCCGAUGGGCGCAAGGACCUGGAGGCCAUCGAGAGACUGGAGAAGGAGGACAUGUGGAACAACUUCUACCGGGCCUUCGAUUUGGUGCUGUGCGACGACCCGAGCUUGCUCCGUGAGGGCAUCCUCGAAUCUGUGGAGCUUUCGAAGGCCGUCCAGAGUUUGGCGCGGCAGAUUCGGGAUACCAAGGCCAUGAAGGCCACGCGGAAGUUCAGAUGGUGCCGCAUCGACCAGCCGGGCCUCGUGUUCCGGCGGCCCCUGGCGGUCCGGAAGCUCGCCAUGUGGCUGUCGCAGACCAACUUCACCUUCCGGCCCUCACGGGGCGCUGAGCUCGAGCGGCCACUGCUGGUGGUAGUCCGCGACUAUGUCAACGACGCCUAUCUGUGCGUGGGCGCGACGCCGCCCUCGGUGAGCGACCAGGACGAGUUCGCGCACCUCUUCCGAGACGUGCUGAAGCAGAACGGUUCCCUGAGAUAUCGCUAUGACUUCUUCGACAGGUCCUGUAUCCUAGUGGCGGCAGACGACAUCGACCGCUUCCUCAAAGCGCUCACGCAGAAGAGCUGA
This is a messenger RNA of Effrenium voratum, 1089 nucleotides long. The record is from the annotation of a GenBank genome assembly. Lineage: Eukaryota; Dinophyceae; Suessiales; Symbiodiniaceae.